This is a messenger RNA of Prunus dulcis (almond), 2034 nucleotides long. Its product is annotated as pentatricopeptide repeat-containing protein At5g66520-like. The record is from RefSeq and is a predicted model, not a curated record. Gene Ontology annotation, molecular function: protein binding; zinc ion binding; RNA binding. NCBI's taxonomy places the organism in Eukaryota, Viridiplantae, Streptophyta, Magnoliopsida, Rosales, Rosaceae. The transcript has a single exon. Bases 17 to 1891 code for a protein of 624 amino acids. Gene Ontology annotation, biological process: RNA modification.
CCAAAGCGAAGACAAAAUGACUUCGCUCCAAGUCCUUCAAGCAACCCCACCCCACCUAAGCUCGCCCAAGACCCAGAUUUCACCAUUACGUGGCAUCGAAUCAUGUUCAACCAUGGCCGAGCUCAAGCAGUUGCACUCCCAAGUCAUCAGGCUAGGCCUCGCAGCCGACAACGAUGCCAUGGGUCGUGUCAUCAAGUUCUGUGCCCUCUCCAAGAAUGGCGAUUUGGGUUAUGCUCUCCAAGUGUUCGACACAAUGCUCCACCCGGAUGCAUUCAUUUACAACACCGUAAUGAGAGGCUACUUGCUAUGCCAUUUACCGAGAAAUUGCAUUGUUUUGUACUCACAGAUGUUGCAAGACUCUGUCACUCCCAAUAAGUACACGUUCCCUUCUGUUAUACGAGCUUGUUGCAAUGAUGAUGCUAUUGGAGAAGGGAAACAAGUCCAUGCCCAUGUUGUGAAACUGGGGUAUGGAGCUGAUGGGUUUUGUCAGAAUAAUUUGAUUCACAUGUAUGUGAAGUUUCAGUCUUUGGAAGAAGCUAGAAGGGUCUUCGACAAGAUGCUCCGGAUGGAUGCUGUGUCUUGGACGACAUUGAUUACUGGGUACUCGCAGUGUGGUUUUGUUGAUGAGGCCUUUGAACUUUUUGAGUUGAUGCCUGAGAAGAACUCUGUUUCUUGGAAUGCCAUGAUUUCCUCGUAUGUCCAGAGUGAUCGUUUUCAUGAGGCAUUUGCUUUGUUCCAAAAGAUGCGAGUGGAAAAGGUGGAAUUGGAUAAAUUCAUGGCGGCUAGUAUGUUAUCGGCUUGUACAGGUUUAGGUGCUCUAGAACAAGGGAAGUGGAUUCAUGGAUAUAUUGAGAAAAGUGGCAUUGAAUUGGACUCAAAACUUGCAACAACAAUCAUCGACAUGUAUUGCAAAUGUGGUUGCUUGGAGAAGGCUUUUGAAGUUUUUAAUGGUUUGCCCCAUAAAGGGAUUUCUUCAUGGAAUUGCAUGAUUGGAGGGCUAGCAAUGCAUGGGAAGGGAGAGGCUGCCAUUGAGCUUUUUGAGAAGAUGCAAAGGGACAUGGUAGCUCCUGAUAACAUUACUUUCGUUAAUGUCCUUAGUGCAUGUGCUCAUUCAGGGUUAGUUGAAGAGGGGCAACGGUACUUCCAGUCCAUGGUUGAAGUCCAUGGUAUUGAGCCCAGAAAAGAGCAUUUUGGCUGCAUGGUUGAUCUUCUUGGAAGAGCUGGGAUGCUUGAGGAAGCAAGAAAGCUAAUAAGUGAGAUGCCAAUGAGGCCCGAUGUAGGCGUAUUGGGUGCUCUACUCGGAGCUUGUAAGAUCCAUGGAAAUGUUGAACUGGGAGAACACAUAGGAAGGAGAGUAAUUGAACUGGAGCCAGAAAAUAGUGGUCGCUAUGUGUUAUUAGCCAAUCUAUAUGCCAAUGCCGGCAGAUGGGAAGAUGUUGCUAAUGUGAGGAGGUUAAUGAAUGACAGGGGAGUGAAGAAGGUUCCUGGAUUUUCCAUGAUUGAACUGGAAGGUGUUGUCAAUGAAUUUAUUGCAGGGGGAGGGGCUCAUCCUCAGACAAAAGAGAUAUAUGCCAAGGUUGAUGAGAUGCUGAAAUGUAUAAGAUCUGCAGGCUAUGUUCCUGACACAGAGGGAGUGUUGCAUGAUCUUGAUGAGGAGGAAAAGGAGAAUCCUCUAUACUACCACAGUGAGAAACUUGCAAUUGCCUUUGGCCUACUGAAGACUAAACCUGGGGAAACUCUUCGUAUAUCGAAGAACUUGCGAGUCUGUAAAGACUGCCACCAAGCAAGCAAGCUCAUCUCCAAGGUUUUCGAUCGGGAAAUAAUCGUGAGGGAUCGAAAUCGUUUUCACCAUUUUAUAAGGGGAGAGUGUUCUUGUAAAGAUUAUUGGUAAUGCUUUGUGGUGGUCAGCUGUAGAGAUUGUCUUAACAAAAGAAAUACAUCUUACUUAAGAUAUGCUGUAAGCAAGAUAGGUUCAUCCAAAUACUGAAAUUCAUUUGGUUGUGUUAUUAUUUUGAUCAAAUUUGUGGUUUUCUA